Messenger RNA from Leopardus geoffroyi (Geoffroy's cat), 5178 nucleotides. It is a transcript of the gene SLC25A36, whose product is annotated as solute carrier family 25 member 36. The record is from RefSeq and is a predicted model, not a curated record. Gene Ontology annotation, biological process: pyrimidine nucleotide import into mitochondrion. Gene Ontology annotation, molecular function: pyrimidine nucleotide transmembrane transporter activity. Lineage: Eukaryota; Metazoa; Chordata; Mammalia; Carnivora; Felidae. The transcript has 7 exons. Bases 280 to 1215 code for a protein of 311 amino acids. Gene Ontology annotation, cellular component: mitochondrion.
AUCAGAGCCCCCGCGCGCAGCCUCACCCCGCCGCUGCCGCCGCCGCCGCGCCGCUCUCCGGCUCUGGUCGAGAGCGCCCAGCUGGAGCGGGAGGCGGCGCGGCUGCAGCGCCGCGGGGAGGGCCGCGCCGGUUGCCUUCUGCAGCCGCGUCUCCGCUAGCUGGCCCUGCGCCGUCCCUGGGGUACUGUGCAGCUUUAGUCCGGGACUGAAGCUGCCGGCCUUCGCGGGUGCCUGGAUCCGCGUCCCGCCUCAGCGCCCGGAGGACAUGCGGGAGAGAGAAUGAGCCAGAGGGACACGCUGGUGCAUCUGUUUGCCGGGGGAUGUGGUGGUACAGUAGGAGCUAUUCUGACAUGUCCACUGGAAGUUGUAAAAACACGGCUGCAAUCAUCUUCUGUGACGCUUUACAUCUCUGAAGUUCAGUUGAACACCAUGGCUGGAGCCAGUGUCAACCGAGUAGUGUCUCCUGGACCUCUCCAUUGCCUAAAGGUGAUCUUGGAAAAAGAGGGGCCUCGUUCCUUGUUCAGAGGAUUAGGCCCCAAUUUAGUGGGGGUGGCCCCUUCCAGAGCAAUAUACUUUGCUGCUUAUUCAAACUGCAAGGAAAAGUUGAAUGAUAUAUUUGAUCCGGAUUCUACCCAGGUACACAUGAUUUCUGCUGCAAUGGCAGGUUUUACUGCAAUCACAGCGACCAACCCCAUUUGGCUUGUAAAGACUCGGUUACAGCUCGAUGCAAGGAACCGUGGGGAAAAACGAAUGGGCGCUUUUGAAUGUAUUCGUAAAGUGUAUCAGACAGAUGGACUUAAAGGAUUUUAUAGGGGCAUGUCUGCUUCAUAUGCUGGCAUAUCAGAGACUGUUAUCCAUUUUGUUAUUUAUGAAAGUAUUAAGCAAAAACUACUGGAAUAUAAGAUUGCUUCUACAAUGGAAAAUGAUGAAGAGUCUGUAAAAGAAGCAUCAGAUUUUGUGGGAAUGAUGCUAGCUGCUGCCACCUCAAAAACUUGUGCCACAACUAUAGCAUAUCCACAUGAAGUCGUAAGAACAAGACUACGUGAAGAGGGAACAAAAUAUAGAUCUUUUUUUCAGACACUGUCUUUGGUUGUUCAAGAAGAAGGUUAUGGGUCUCUUUACCGUGGUCUAACAACUCAUCUGGUGAGACAGAUUCCAAACACAGCCAUUAUGAUGGCCACCUAUGAAUUAGUGGUCUACCUUCUCAAUGGAUAGCAACUUCAGGCUGCUGUAUACUAUGAAGAGGGAAGACCAAAAGAUGACAGUGGACCAUGCAGUAUCGAAGCCAGCAUGGUGGACAGAAGAAAAUAGUUUGGGAACAUGUAACUAUGCCUAAGGGAAAGUUUGGUUGUAGGAAUUAAAGUAAUCAUAAUAACCGCAUUACUUGGUCUUUUCAGUAAUGUGAAAAAAACCUAGGCUGCCCAAGAAAAAGCCUUUAGAAGCACUACUUCCUCCAAAUUGCCAUUUUCUCUACCAUGUCCAUGGGACAUAGUUGCAUUUCGUUGAUUUAUGGCACAGUAUAGUGUUUAUUCCAUGAGCACUUUUUCAGUCUUCUAAUAAAGCCAUCCAUAAUUAUAUAAAUAUUAUAACUAUCCAAAGAUAGUAUUGACAGUCAUAAAUGUCUUACCUCUGGCUUCUGUGUAAUUUCUGUAAAAUUGUAAAAUAACAAUAAGUGAGAUCCUUAGUAUUGUUUUCACAUUUCCUUGAGAGGAUCUGGAGUAUUUUAAAGUUAAUUAUUUGGCAUUAUUCAUCACUAGUUUUGACAGCUAAUGAAAUAGUACCUAAUAUCUUGUGUAUUUUUAGCUUUAAAAUGUUUUGGUUUCCACUGCUAACAGGAACAUGAUGUUUAGCAUAAUGUGGACCCUUAAAUUGUUUGUUAACAUAUCAAACUCAGUGGUAAUAGUUUGGGACAGAAAAAACCAGUAAAAUGCUGAUUCUUGGCCAUUUCAAUAACUUGAGCGUGUCCUCCGAUCUUUUCUAUCUUUAUGAUACGUGAAUGACUUCAGUUGUCUUUUCAGUGGUUUAUUAGUUAUGGACUUAAAUUAUCAUCUAUCAUACCUAGGUAUUAUUUUCUUAAAGUAGAAAAAAUUUACCACUUCUGAAUCUUUCUUCAUUAGGAAUUUGAACCUUUGAAUUAUUUCCAGAUGAUCAAUAUAAAUUGCAUUUAUUUUGUAGAGAAAAUGGUAAUUUUCAGCUUUGCUGUAAUAGGUUUUUUUUUUUUUUAAGGUGGCAUUAUAAAUAUCUGGGGAAGUAUAAACAUCAAAGAGGGGCCCUUUGCCAUCUGAUCGAACAGGUGGUGAUCCUAAUUGACUUACAAUUUUGUAAAUGAACAAACUGCUUUUGACAAGAAAUGUAUGCUAUCCUAAUUUCUUGAAUGGUAAAUCAUAGAAAGAUUCAAGUUAAUUCAGAUUCAGUGUGCUAACAGGAUAUAGCUUUUACAUUUUGCUGUUGAGUUCACCUGUACCUCUUAAUACUUAAAUGUAUUAUAUGUAUGGCCUUUAUGAAGAUGUUUGCUAUAAUUCUGUUAAGAGACUUUGCUAAUGGAUGUUGCUAUACUGGUGUAUAAAACAUCUACAAUUAAACUCCAGUGUGGUACUCAUUUCAGUAUAGAUGAACUGUACAUUUUGUGCAAUGGCUUUAUCUUAAGAAUGACUCUUUGUGAAUGCACUUUGUGGCCUUUUUUUGGGGGGGGGGGUGGGGUGAGAGUAACAGAGAAUUCCACUUUAGGAUUAUUUUUUUUUAAACAUUGGUCAUGUAUUAGGCAGAAACGGUGUUCAACAAAACAUUUUUCUGGGUCUUAGAUACAGUGUUUUGGAGAUCUUUAAUGACAUAAAUGUUUUACAUAUUCUAUGUACGCUCUACUGCCCCUACCAUAGAAAAUUGUAGCACGUCAUUGCAAGCUUACUCUGUUGUCACCAAUGAAACACAGUGCCCUCUUAAAUUCCUCACCUUCUUAACUCAUUAUAAUCAACAGUAACUGGAUGUUUUUGAGGUGCUUUGAUUGGAAUUUAAAAAUAUUCCAAUCUCUUUGGAGACCAAAGGCAAUUUCAGUUUCAUUACCUUUGGGAUUAUUCAUACCUUUUAUGGUGACUUUUAGCUUUGACAUUUAUUGUAAGAAACAUGCCAAAAAAAAAAAAAAAAGCAACCCAAUAAUAGGGGGUUCUAACUUAAAUCUGUAGAGAAAGUCUCAAUCUAGAGUGUUUGCCUUUUCAGGUGCCACUUAUACUGCCUAAUACAGUGCCAUUUGCCUUGUGAAGAUGCAUAAACAUUAGUUGUGCUGAAUGUAGGACAGACAUUCUCCCUAAUCUUAAUGAUCUCAGUACACCACAGAUGAUUAAGAAUGAUCUGAAAACCAGCAGCUAAGGAACAUCUUCUUAUUUAGCUGUAGCAAAUUCAUAAUAAGUGUCCUUCAAGGAUGAACAUGUAUUCUAUUCUGGUUUGUAUUUAGCAAGUAAAACUUAUGUUGACCUUUAGUGCAUUAUAUUCUGCUAUAGAGUAUUCUCUAUGUACUGGAAGACAAGAUGUUAGAGUCUUUUUUACUCUUUUUUUUUUUUUUUUAAUGUUUUUAUUUAUUUUUUGAGAGAGAUUUACAGAGUGUGAGCAGGGGAGGAGCAGAGAGAGAGGAAGACACAGAAUCUGAGGCAGGCUCCAGGCUCCCAGCUGUCAGCACAGAGCCCAACACGGGGCUCAAACCCACGAACCGUGAGAUCAUGACCUGAGCCAAAGUCGGACGCUCAACCGACUGAGCCACCCAGGCGCCCCAGAUCUUACAGUCUUAGACUUUGUUUCUUUGUACAACAACUGGAAAGGAGCAAUGAAGCUUUUUUUUUUUCCCCCCCCAAAGCACAAUCUGCCAUAGUUUACUUUAUGUGUGAUAGAGAUAAUUUAAAAAAAAAGACUAUAUAUAAAAGUUGUGUAUAAAUUUUGUCUCUGAAACAUUUCUUUGGAGAUUUUUUAAUUGAUGCAAAUGUUUAAAAAAAUGCAUACUUAAAGGAUUGGUUUGUUUUUUUUUUUUUAACUGUUUUCAUCUAUUUUCUAUCAGAUGACUUUUUAUUUCUAGCAUAGAGAUAGGCAGCACUCUUCAGACUGGUCUGUACUUUUAUUAUGCAGUCUUCUCAGAAAAUUGAAUUGAACUUAUUCACGUUAAAGAAGUAGAUACUGAAAGAUAUGCUCAUAGAGCAGCAGAUAGAACUUUGGUACCUGUAGCACAUAGACAGUUUGCUAAAUCUCAAAGUCCAAAUCUGAGAACUACCAACCCUGUGACUGGGGUAUAAUACAGUGCUUUUAAAUCGAGGAAAAAACAAAUACUGUAUCACCAAAGCUUUGUCUUAAUUUUCAUUACGUAUGUAACUUUGUGGAACCAGCCUUCCUAGAUUGGGCCCACAAGUUAUUUAUAACUUUGAAACUAGGAUAGAAUAUUGUUAGAUUAAUUCAUCCAAGCUUUGUCUCCUAAAACCUAAUGCCCGUUGCGGAGUAGCAUUAUUGUAUUAGGACCAGAUUGUUAAAAAUGAUGAGUGUUUACUCUUUUACUGGAGUAUAAACAUGUCAGCAUUUUUAGAUUGUUUGAAAUCACUAAAAUACCAAUUUGAACUUGAAGGAUGUAAGUGCUAGAAAUCAAUCUAUCCCCUUACUCUUCAGCAUUGUUCAUGCCUAUCUUUUGUUGUUUACAUGCUCUUCUGCCAGGACUUUAGUACUGUAGGGACCCCUUUUGGCUUAAUAAAUAUAAUAGAUGAGCCUUUCUGUCUACUGAUCAUGACUUUAACAUUCCUAAGAAUAAAGGUAUUUCUAAAUGAAUUAAAUUAGAAGGAGUUUUAAUUAUAUGAAGGUGUUUAAUACAGUGUGCAUUCUGCCCAUUCAAGUCUCUUCUCCAUCAUCCCCUUACACUUCUUGUUAAUCUAAACACUGCUUUUUAGGCUAUCCCUUUUAGAAACUGAAAAUUCUGGUUUCAGUUUUUACGUUAAAAAACAUUUGAAUGUGUACCCCUCAUAUGUGAACAAUUAUGAUCUAUUAGUCAUAGCUAAAUAAUCAGCUUCAAAGGAGUUGGUAUCUUUUGACCGUUUACGUGAGGUUUGUUAUUCUUGGAUUUUGUGUACAUGGCUGUAAAUUAUGUGCAUUUAUUCUAUUUAUGUUAACUAGCUGAAUUUUAUUUGAAUUAUUAAAUUAAAAAAUUAAAACAUC